Neocloeon triangulifer is the source of this 888-nucleotide messenger RNA. It is a transcript of the gene sing, whose product is annotated as protein singles bar. The record is from RefSeq and is a predicted model, not a curated record. The coding region runs from base 38 to 616 and encodes 192 amino acids. Gene Ontology annotation, cellular component: membrane. Lineage: Eukaryota; Metazoa; Arthropoda; Insecta; Ephemeroptera; Baetidae. The transcript is spliced from 4 exons.
UCCUUUGGCCAAAGAGGUACCAAGCGGGGGUGAAAAGAUGCCGGGACGCAUGGUGGCCGUCAACCUGUCAGGGCCCGACCAGGGUGUCAACUGCUGUUGCGGCUGCGUCCGGUGCUGCGGCUGCAUCAAUUGGAGCUACGUUACCUCGUCCGCCGGCAUCGCCAAAAUUGUCGAAUUUAUCGUCGGGUCAAUGUGUCAAAGUUUGGCAAUAAAGUUUGGGCUGUCUCACGCCGCGGACAUGGGCUCUGCUUUCGACGCGUACCUCUCAGCCUGCUCGGCGGCCCUUCUCGGCUCCGGCUGCCUCCUAUUGUGCUUCCUCCUGUCAGAAAAGUCUGUCAAAGCGGUGCGCUCUUCCCUUUUUGAAACCCUGUACAACGGAAUGUGCGCGUUUCUCGUUUUGAGCUCGAGCAGCUCGUUACUGGCCGCGGUCAAUUUUUUCCUUUGGCCGAGAUACCUCAUCACACCCUUCUACAUCGUCUACCCGGCAAUGUUCGGAGCGUCAUGUUUAGGACUGCUACUCGGAGGGGUUUAUGUUUUGGACUGCUACAUGAGCUACCGUCAUUACAAAGGCUAUACUCCAGGAAGGCGGCACAACGCUCCUAUAUUCAGCAUUUAAUUUAAUUUUACUUGAGGUCAGACUGUGUAAUAUUUAAUUUCUUUAUUUUUCUCCUCUAUAUUUUCAACUAGUCACUUUUUAAAUUAAAUUUUUUAUACAGGAUAAUUAAAGUAAGCUCAUAAAACGUUAAUGACUCUUCUUCUAAUUAUUUUCGCUGCUCUGAAAAUAAAUAUUGAAACUACCAAAAUUUCGUCUUACUUGAUGGUCCAAACUUUAAGAAAAUGAAAAUAAAACGAAUUAGUUUGAAGCGGUUUAAAUAAAAGAAAAUUUGC